This is a messenger RNA of Struthio camelus australis, 2303 nucleotides long. Lineage: Eukaryota; Metazoa; Chordata; Aves; Struthioniformes; Struthionidae. The record is from RefSeq and is a predicted model, not a curated record.
GCCUUUGGGUCGGUGACCACCAGCCACAGCAGCAGCUCCACGCGUUUCUCCAUGGUCCUGUCAUUGGAUUUCAGCGCCACUGGCCGAAUAACUGCUGCUCACCUCCAGACCAUGCUGCUGGAGAGGGUUCGUGUUGCCCAGCAGCCCCAGGGUGAGAGCAACUUCAACGUCUUUCCGCUGAUGCUGGCAGGUCUGGACGUGGCUCAGAGGACAAUGCUGCAUUUGCACCAGAUGGCUGAGAGCAACUCCUUUGGAAUCAAGCCGUUUGCAAAGCCCGAAGAGAAGCAGAAGGCCUCUGCAACGUUUGCCCAGCUCCAGGCUGCCAUGGGCACACUGGGAAUCACAGCGGAGGAGCAGCAAGCCAUCUGGCGAGUGUUAGCAGGCAUCUACCACCUUGGCGCUGCUGGGGCUUGUAAAGUUGGCAGGAAGCAGUUCAUGAAGUUCGAGUGGGCAAAUAAAGCUGCAGAUGUUCUGGGCUGCGACUUCGAGGAGCUCACCACUGCCGUCUUCAAACACCACCUCAAGCAGAUCAUAGAGCAGGUCGCGGCUCGGGGCAGUCGGCUGCCCUUGGAAGAGGAGACUCCUUCAGGGCCGAAGAUGACUGGUGUGGAGUGCGUGGAGGGGAUGGCUGCGGGUCUCUACGAGGAGCUCUUUGCUGCUGUCGUCUCCCUAAUCAACAGGUCCUUUUCGUCCCACCACCUCUCCAUGGCAUCAAUCGCAGUGGUGGACACGCCUGGCUUUCACAACCCGCGGCAUCAGAGGAGGGAGCGAGCGGCCACUUUUGAAGAACUUUGUCACAACUACGUGCACGAGCGGCUGCAGGCCCUCUUCUACGAGAAAACGUUCCUCUCUGAAAUGGAGAGGUACAAAGAGGAAAAUGUUGAGGUGUCUUUUGAUCUUCCAGAGCUCUCUCCAAAGGCCACGCUAUCCAUCAUCGAUCUGAACCCGUCACAGCCGCAGGCGCUGCCCGGAGGCUCGGCGGCUGGGCCCCGGGGGCUGCUGUGGAUCCUGGACGAGGAGGUGCUGAUUCAGGGCUCUGGGGACGGUGCUGCCUUUGACCGCCUGUGCUCCUACUUUGCCAAGACAGGAGCUGACCAGGACGAGGAACGCUACAUGCGCAAGUGUGAGCAGGUGCUGCAGUUCGAGAUCUUCCACCAGCUGGGCACAGACCCUGUUCGCUACGACCUCACGGGUUGGGUCAGCAAAGCCAAACUCAACUUGUCAGCGCAAAACGCCAUCCAGGUCCUGCAGCAGUCCAAGAUAAGUGCUCUGAAGGACCUGUUCCUGCCUCGCUCCAAAAUGCCCCUGAUUUGCCGCUCUGUGGCAGGUCUGGAGGGAUAUUCCCAGCCAGUUUUGCAGCGAAUUGGCUGCGUGAGGAAGACCUUCACCAACAGCUUUGCUGCCGUGAAGAGGAAAUCCGUGUGUGCUCAGCUCAAGCUGCAGACGGACGCGCUCACAAACCUGCUCAAAAGAUCCCAGCUGCACUUCAUCCACUGCCUUGUUCCACGAGCGGGCGCGGACGGCACGGGCUCUCAGCCCCCCGCGCCACCUGAGGGAGACCUGCAGCUGGACGUGCCAGUCCUGCGAGCCCAACUGGCGGGUGCCCAGCUCCUGGACGCCGUGCGCCUCUACCGCACUGGUUAUGCGGAUCGCCUGCCCCUGACACAGUUCCGGCGCUGCUUCCAGGUGCUGGCUCCGGAGGUGAUGAAGAAAUACACGUCUGCCUACGAGGUGCCGGACGAGAGCAAGGCGAUAGAAGAGCUCUUCCAGGUGCUCGACCUAGAGAAGAAAAGUGUCGCAGUAGGGCGCAGCCAGGUUUUCCUGAAGCCGGGGGUCAUCUCCAGGCUGGAGAAGCAGCGCAACAAGCUGAUAUCCCAGAAAAUGAUCCUCCUUCAGGCGGCUUGCAAGGGCUUCCUCAGCCGGCAGAAAUUCAAGAGGUUGAAGAUUCAGCACCUCGCCAUUCGGUGCAUCCAGAAGAACCUGGUGGUCUUCCAGGCUGUGAGGCACUGGCCCUGGUGGCAGCUGAUGAGCCGUGUGCGGCCCUUACUCAGCAUCAAUGUUGCAGAAGAUCAGCUCCGUGCCAAAGAAAAGGAGCUGGCAGCACUAAGAAGAAAGCUGGAAAAAUCAGAGCAGUCAUGCAACGAGCUCAGGCAGAACUCAGAAAAGCUGGAAAGUAAGGUAAAGCCUGAGAAAUGUCUCUGUGCACACUCGUGGAUCCUCACGUGAGUCCCAUUAGAAAUUGAGCUGCAUCAUGGUAAUUAUGGACAGCAAUACAAGGAGUCGAAUGGGAAUGUCGCCUUGUC